Strongyloides ratti is the source of this 735-nucleotide messenger RNA. RefSeq lists its product as hypothetical. Bases 1 to 735 code for a protein of 244 amino acids. The record is from RefSeq and is a predicted model, not a curated record. NCBI's taxonomy places the organism in Eukaryota, Metazoa, Nematoda, Chromadorea, Rhabditida, Strongyloididae. The transcript is spliced from 3 exons.
AUGGAAUUAAAAGAACUUUUUCAUGAUAAUGAAAUAUCAAAUUGUACAUAUUAUAUUAAAAUGUUAGCUGAUAUAAUUACAGUAAAACAAUGGAAUGAAUAUAAAAUGUCUUUUGAAAAUUUGCGCGAAUCUGAUAUGUAUACGAUUGUUAUUUUAUCAUUAUUUGCUUUUAUUAUUGUUGUUUUAAUGGUAAGAGCCAUAAAACCAAGUGAUAAUAUUGAUGACCAAGUUAAUUUAAUGUUAAAUUCAAUGCGUGCUAGAGUAGAUAUUGAACAUGAUUAUAGAGAGAAAAAAAAAUUAAUAGAAGCAAAAACAAAGAUACAAGCUUGGUUAAAUAAUGUAAAAUGUAAAAGAGUUGGUGGAUUAUCAUUUAAAAAUCGCUCAUCUUUUAAUAUAACACAUCAUCAAUCCUUAGAUUCUAAAAUAUUCCCUCAUAGUAAUAAAAAAAUUUUAAAUACAACAUUAUGCACUUUAAGAAAACAACCAAUUAAAAAAAUUGAAAAUAAUGAAAUGCCGGUUAUUAACAAAUUUUCACGAAAUUCUUGUUGUUCAUUAUUUGUUCCAGAAAUUGUAGUUACUAAUGAGAAUACUGGUAAGGGAAGCAUUAGUAGUAUUUGUUCAUUAGUUGAUUAUAAUGAUGACAAUGAAGCUAAUAGUAGUUUAUCAAGUUGUCCGCCUAGCAGACCACUAUCAUCUAAUAGUGGAGAAUGUUCAAAUUCAUCUGGAGGAAUUUAA